This is a messenger RNA of Trichoplusia ni (cabbage looper), 2161 nucleotides long. It is a transcript of the gene M6, whose product is annotated as neuronal membrane glycoprotein M6-a. The transcript has a single exon. Bases 167 to 916 code for a protein of 249 amino acids. The record is from RefSeq and is a predicted model, not a curated record. Gene Ontology annotation, biological process: neuron projection development. Lineage: Eukaryota; Metazoa; Arthropoda; Insecta; Lepidoptera; Noctuidae. Gene Ontology annotation, cellular component: plasma membrane.
GUUAGAAAGAGAGCGCAAUAAUAGAGCUAACGUCAAUAUUAUUUGUCAUCCGUUGAACGCGUAAUUUACUUUCCUUUUUCGUUUUUGUGUGAUUCAUACGAUAUUUUGUGUAAUUGAGGGAAAAUAUUGUGAUAAUAGUGAAGUUCUAAAUAAGAUAUUUAUUAAAAUGGGUGACGCGUGUCAAGCCUGUCUUACGAGGGUGCCUCAUGCCACUCUCAUUGCCACUAUUAUGUGUUGCCUGGGCGUGGGUGUGUUUUGCGGGACUAUGUAUCAGGGCACAGCUCUUUCAAAACAUAUGUUUGAUGAAGUAUUUCACUUCCGUUUAAUAUGGAUGGAAGCUCUGCAAAUGAUAUUUAUCGUAGGCAGUGCAUGUAUGGCAGCUCUAGGCUUCAUGCUUUUGUGUUUGGGAUGUUUGGCAACAGGCGCGACUAGACAAAAAGUAUAUCGUGCAUGGAGAGCACGCGUCGGGGGACGUAUAUCUUGUGCUAUUUUUAUGAUAAUAACAUAUAUUUUGGCUUUCGUAUGGAUCAUACUACUAGGUUUCCUAGUCAUAACAACUUUCCUAUUCACAAUAUUCUGGAAACUUUGCUCAAAGCCGAAGAACGUCGAGCUGUUGACAUGCAUCGACUUUACUCAGUUUGACUUCAUGUUCCCAUCAAGUGUGAAACAAGAGGACAUGAAAAUAUGUGAGGCUCAAAAGAUGAAAUUGUUCUGCAAAGAUUAUGUUGAGAAGGCGGAGUUUAUGUUCAUACUGGCUAUGGUGUCGUGUAUCCUUGUGAUACUGAGUUUGGUACAUUAUUUGAUGUGCUUGUCAGCUAACUAUGCACACAUCAGGGACCAUGAGAAGUUCCAGGAGCUGCAGGAGCUCCAGUACCUCACCAACCCGGAUCUGCACGCCUCAAAAGAUCGUUUCUAGUAUAUGGCCCGUGCGCCUUUACUGCGCUCAUUAGAAGCCACUACUAAAAUGUGACAAAGUUGAACAAUUGACUGUUAAUUGACCAUUAGUUGGUGUUCACUGAUAACUAAAUUUACACAAAAGACUGACAUUCAGUGAACUAGUUCUACAAAAACGUAACAUUGUAGAUAACAAAAAUGAUGUACUGUAAUAACAUAUCUUAUUUCCAAUGUUUUGAUAAUUCUGUCCACAUAUUUUGACAUUCCUUAAUUUAUUAGGUGUUAUUGAAUUAUUUGUUAGUAAAAACACAUAUGUUAAUGAUUAGGUGCUUUUAUAAGUAUUACCUUGUCUUUGUUUAUUUGACCUGUAUUAGAAACCUAGUGAUUGUAUUAAUAUAAGAUAUUGCUGUGUGUAAACAGUGUCUUAACUUUAAUAUUGAUGUUUCCAAAAGUAUUUAUGUACUGCCUAUGUAUAUUAUAGCCUAGAGAAAUAGUUCUUUUAUAUGUCCUUUUAUCUACAACUCUUGUAAGUCUUGCAGCUUAAACUUUUCAUAUAAGUUAUGUUUAAAUCGAAUAGCACAAUUUUAAAGGUUCAAAGUUUAGUACAAGCAAUUAUUUUAAUUAAAUAUUAUUCAAUUUGCCAGAAGCCACAAGGUUUAUGAACAAAACAGCUAGAUGUAAUUAAAACUAUUAGACUGAUUUCUUUAUAACAAUAUUUCUUGACUUGUUCUUGGUUUAUAGACUCCAAAGCUUCAAAAUGUAUACUUGCUUGUGAUUUGGGUAUUGGCCUAAAUUUUAAAACAUUUUAUCUUGUAAUUCAAUCAUUAAAAUAUAAGUUCUUCUAUUGUUCUAUUGUUUGACAUCAUCAGAUUGUGUUCAAUAUUAUAAUAUUAACAACCACCUCAUAAGAAGCCACACAGUUGUCUUAAAGACAGGUACAAAAUUCAAUGUCAAUUCUCUAAUAUUAUUUCCAUAAGUUUAAUUUGUUUUUUUUCAAUAUAUAAUGGCAUUUGAAAAUGAUUAACUAAUGGGAUCUAAGACAUUUGAUUUUUAACACAUUGGACUGUGAAAACGCAUUUAUUAUAAUGAAUAGGAAAAUAUUAGGUAAUAAAUGUUUAACUUACCUUCCCGGUUGAUAAUAAUUAAGUUUUUGUACACCUAUUAUAGUAUGUACCUUUGAAGCUAAAUGUAAGUGGCACCUAUAUGUAAGUGAAAAUGUAUGAAAUUAUAUAGGUUUUAUAAUAAAUGUUCGUUUUUAUAAACAUGA